CUACUCCUCGCCGUGGGCCCGGCUUCGUUGCUUGGAGAGAGGGUCGAACCACUCGCCCAAGCCGUCGCCGCCGCCGCCGCCCACGCCCUCCCCCUCCUCCUCCCAGCGCCGCCCUCUCCUCCCUCCCAGCGGCCCGCGAGUGGAAGCUCCCUCCCUCCCCACCGCCCACGGUUGCCGGCGGGCACUUGCUCAGGCCCUCUCCCCCAUAGCCUUGACGCACGGCUUCCCCUCGAAACCCUCGACCCCCCUCCGCUGCCGCUCCCGCAAAGGGGACGCCGCCGAUCGGUGGAUGGGCCGGUUCGGGUGGCUCCGGCUCGCGUCGAGGUCCCUCGCGCGCCGCUCCGGCGAGGCGUCUGCGCAGAGGAGCGCAUGGAUUCGGCCGUCUACACCUUGCAGCUCUAGUGGCACAUAUGUUGCUGAUAGGUGCUUUGGUCGAUCCACGUUUACAUCAUCUGUACCGAGCAGGUUCUUUCAUUCUACAGGUCAACGUUAUUCGAUGGAGAGGGACUAUUACAAGAUUCUUGGGGUCACUAAAGAUGCCUCUCAAGAUGACAUAAAAAAGGCUUUUCAAUCUCUUGCAAAGAAGUACCAUCCAGACACAAAUAGAGGAAAUACUGCUGCGAAAAGGAUGUUUCAGGAAGUAAGAGACGCAUACGAGACUCUUCGGGAUCCUUCAAAGAGACAGCAGUAUGAUAUGCUAUUUUCUGGAGGGUCAGCUGCAAAUUCCACAAGGGGUAGGGGGGAGUUCGAUGGAUCCUAUGAAGAUCCAUUUUCAAGAUUCAACAAACAGAACGACGACCCUUUUGCAGAAUUCUACAGACAAAAUGAUGGUCCUUUUUCUAAUCAGUUUUACAAAGUAUUCUCAGAGGUUUUCCAGCAUGAUGUGGAUGUACAUGCCAGUGACAUUGAGAUAGAGCUGAAUCUGUCUUUUGGCGAAGCUGCUAAAGGAUGUACGAAGGAAGUUCCCUUCAGUGCAAAGAAUCUCUGUUACUCAUGUGAUGGGAGAGGAUACUUGGCCAAUGCAAGAAAAUAUGUUUGCCCUUCUUGUAAAGGUGCAGGAAAAGUUAGUAUGUAUCCGUUCACAUCCAUUUGUACUACUUGCAGAGGCUUCGGGAAAGUGAUUAAGGAUCACUGCCUAACAUGCAAAGGUGCAGGGGUGGUAGAUGGUAUGAAAUAUGCAAACGUGAUCAUUCCAGCAGGAGUUGAUUCUGGUGAUACAAUUCAUGUACGGGAGGCUGGAAAUAGCGGUGGACGUGGAGCCAUACCUGGAAGUCUAUACAUUAAGCUUCGAGUAGCAAGUGAUCCAGUAUUUGUUCGAGAUGGUGCUGAUGUACAUGUGGACAAAAAGAUAAGCUUCACACAGGCAAUGCUUGGUGGAAAAAUCGAAGUGCCCACUUUAGAUGGUAAAACAGAAAUUAAGAUACCCAAAGGAGUUCAACCAGGGCAAGUUGUCGUUUUAAGGGGGAAAGGAUUGGAAUUACCAAACCAGGCAGGAUAUUUCGGAGACCAACAUGUCCGUUUCAAAAUACAUUUUCCAUUGAAGGUUAACGAACGUCAGCGUGCACUGUUGGAAGACUUUGCAGCAGAGGAAGCCACGAAAGAACAGAGUUUUUUUGCAACAGGAAACUGGUUGGAGCUCAUUGCUGAAAAUAUGAAGAGCCAAAAUUUCAUGAUCGGGCUUGGCUUUGUCAUGCUGAUUUAUCUGAUGCUGAGCAAGACUCUGAGUUAAGGCUUCGAAACUAUGCGGUGAUAUCAAGCAGCGGUGACAUCAGAAACUGAAUGGGGCAUUAGUAUCUGGUCAAGCUUCUUAUUUGGCCAGGAGAAUUCACAAUUUCGAACAGAUAAGUCAUACGGAAUGAUUUAUGAGUUAUCCUUCUUGGGGAGGUGAUCACAAAAGUUGCGUGGAGUUUGUUUUUGACUCUUCAAUAAGCUAAAUUAUUGUUAAGGCGCUCCUUAAAAGUACACUAGUAAUCGUGUACAUGCAAUACACGUAGAUGUUAGAUAGGAUAUUAGUUGCAAGCCAAUGUUCCAUGUAAUAUUAAUUAUGCGCUAAACAUUUUGACGCUCAGCAGUAGAGUAAUUUAGGUCAUUAGAUUGACAUGGUUUGAUGACCCUUUGGGCCUUUGACAUUUGGAGUUGUCUUUGACGCUUCAAUAAAUCUCCCUGUCAAAUGUGGACUAUUUUUUUUUGCCAUAUGUCUAUUGUAUCAACGUCAAUAACAAAAGAUACACAAAACAUCCUGCCACAAGCAUCAUGUAAUUUGCUCUUUGUAAUGGCGAACCCCCUACAGAAGAAAAGAUGUAUCAUGUUAAACUCACCUGACAUGGAGAAUAUAUUGAAUCAAACUGCAAAAGGAAAUAAUAACAGCAUUAAGCAGCACGACUGUCUUGGAUGCAAGUGGGUCACCCCAUCGGUUAUCCUCAGGUAGUUACGGCCAUGUUUGGAACAAAGGAAAAACUUAGGACUCUUCAAAAAAGGAGAGGAAAAACUUACGGCCAUGUUUGGAACAAAGGAAAAAGGGUAUGAUUCCUAUAGAAAAAUAUUCCCAUACAUUUUGGAAUAAAGGAACUGGUAUCCUACAUUCCAAUGAAACAUGCCAUACCCUAGAAAUUUUGGAGGAAAACAAACUUGAGGUCCUACCUCAUGUAUUCUUCUCUUUGUGUCUACACUUUCUUUGUUUUCCCCGCAUGACACCCAAGUGACAAUUUUAAAGUUUUCCCAAGUGAAUUUUUAAAUAAAUUCUAUGGUUUUAAUUCCUGCGUUUUUUUUUCUUAUUCCUAUGUUUUGGGUUCUUCCGUUCAAAACUGGGCCAAAUAAUUUUAUUUUUUGGAAGAUGCUUCCAAUUUAACCGAUGGCUUACGCUGAUUUAGUAUUGUAGGGAGUAGGUAGGAUUAACAGGUAAAUUACUUGAUACUCACGUGGUAAGUGACUGGAGUUGAAGGCAGCUGAAGAACAAACUGCUUACCAAUAAGAAGAUACCGAUUCCUUACGUUCCAUUCAUAAUCCCAGUGCACGCUGUUGCACCUGACUGUCCAAUAAGACCAGCCAAAGGAGGCUUCUCCGAAGACCUCCAAUUGAGCUUUUCCAAAAGAUCGGUAUUGAAUCUGUGAAGCGUUUGCCACAUUCCAUUCAUUCACCCACUCUCCUGAGUAAUGGCAUAGAAAAGUAUUUAUAAAGAGCAGGGUACACUGAGAAACAACUCAGUUAAAUGGUAGACCAAAAUCCAAAUGACCUGUCUGAAUUUUUACAUUAAGUUGUAAUAGUAUGCAGGACGUACCGACAAAAACAAGAGGUCCAUUUGCACCGUUCAAGGCCCGCACUUGAGGCAGUCUUUUUUCGUAAACAAACCGUAUGUUCUCUGUUGCGUUAAGCUUCUCAUAAUAAGGAUCAAACAGAUUGUAGUAAUGCAAGUCAACAACAGUGUUAGUUGGGCCCAGAUCAGCCUGAUAAAGCUCCAUUGGGUCUGCAUUCCCUAUCCUCUGGCAGAAUAUAACAUAAGCUGUCUCCGAAUAACUUCGUACAAUUUUGUAGCCUCUUUUGUAAUAUGACACUAGAGUGUCUAGUGGGACUGCUCCUGCAGAAGGCUCGUUCAGAAGCUCGAUACCUAGAAGCGAGGGAUCGUCUGCAUACCUGCAGAUAAAAGACAAUAUGGCUUGUUACUUUGUUAGAACUGAGAAAAUUGUGAUAGAUAGAAUCUCGUUUUUCAUGUGAAAAAUAAUGUCGGUGAAUCCAAAACAUGGCUCUUCACUUUCAUGUAUCUCCUCAUUAGUGAACGGAUCAGACAUAGUUAGUUGUUAACAUGUUUUCCGAAGUUGCCUUUUCUCCCUUAUUCUAGUGACCAAGAGUACAUAUUGCUGAAAAAUGAGUAAUGCCAAGUUGCGCAAAUGCCUAUGGCUGCCCAUUGUCCACCACCUUUUAUUUAUAAGAUCUUUGAAGGAUGAGAGAAAUUAAUCUUUCAAAGAUCUAUUGAGAAUGAGAACUGGAAGUCUAUUUUCCAACUUGGUGAUGCCUUUGUUAACUUUCGUGGCCUGAUGUCACCAAUGGCAUCAUCAAGAAAUAUUUCGUCCACACAAAGGAAAAAUUUCGUAACUAGGAAAUAGAGUGAAAGAGUUUCAUUUUUUAGGGAGAGUGAAAGAGUUAAUGUUACCUUUGAGCUAAAAAUUUAAUGACAUCCAGAGUUUUCUGUAUGUUAACCUCUGAAGGCCAAUCUACUGAACCAUCCCUGCUAGCACUGUGCUCCAUUCCGUUUUGAGAUCCAGGAGCCGCAUGAAGAUCGAUGAUGCACUUCAAGCCAUAAACCCUGAUCUCAAAAUCAGAUCCACCAUAUGGUGCAGUCUCAAACUUUAAAAGAUUUUUUUAUUGUGGAAGUAACAAUCAAGGACAGUUUAGGGGCUAGACCUACUGUGCCCAGUAGAAUGCUCUAUCAAGGUUCUCAAGGGAGCCACCAAUAAAUGGAGCGGGUGGAUCAGGAUCAUACGCAAUCCACCAUCCAACUGGAAUCCUGACUGCAUUCAUACCGUUUUGCGAGAGGAUAAAGAAGUCAUUUCCAGUAACAAAGCUCUUUCGGUGUUCCUGCAAAUUGUGUAAAAUAGCAAAUGAAUGCUUUUAUGGGAUAAAACUCUGCACCACAGACUGGGAGGAGGUGACACGGCUCUGAAAGUAUAAGACUUACAGUCAAGACUGCUUUUGCCUGCGCAGGUCCAUACCCAUUAGCAAGCUGGUAAUCUCCAUGCAAGUUGUUGGCAGCUAUUGUCAUUUGGAAUGUUGCCAUAUCAUCACCCCAUCCAGGUUGGGACCGAUAGUUUGAAGUAAGCUGAUUGUUGUUUGUGACCUGAAUAAUGGAGUAUACAUCAACUUUCCUGGUUGCAAUGCUGAAGCUUUAGAUAAUUAGAAAGGAGUCUGAUGAGAGUGCAUAACUGCUGACAUCUGAAGAUCAUAUCGACAGCAUAAUCAAUACCUGCAAAUAGCUCCCAUUUACAAGCUUGAUAUGAAGCAUUGUAUUGUUUCGUUCGAUAUAAAAUGUUUCGGAGUCUCCUGGUGAAUCUGCAGUUGCUGAUAUCACAUCCUGAUUACUCGCUGUUAAGAACUGACCAUUAAGGCACUGGAACUGAAAUUCACUAUCAGAAACUCUCCACAGCUGAAAAUAACGCCAAGACAAAUGCAGUUAGGAACAAACUAAGAUACGAUUGUUUUAUUUGAGUAUAUGUUUCUUUUCCCUCAAGUAAGAUAUAUUUAUUUCUCACUAAGAUGGAAGACAGCUCUAGAGGACAAAUGUAAAAAUAGUGAACUCGUGCAGUUUACUAGAAGUGCACCUUCUUCCACUGGGAAACACACACACACAAAGUACAAUUCAGCCAUCUGCAUAUUACCAAGCAGUAUUUUCCCCCCCUGAUCUGUGUAAAAACAGUUCAGUUUUCCCCUUAAGCCCUUGGGUACUACAUGGGUCCUUAAACUUCGUGACAGUUCUAAAUUAACUAGGUCUUCCUGAGCCACGUUGGUGAGUUUUUUUUUCCCCGGGCACGUUGGUGAGUUAAAGACCUGAUGAUCUUUAGGAACCAGAAUAUUGUCUUUGAAGGUUGAAGAAAAUGCUACUCUGUAUUGCAUUUUCAUCUCAGUUCUUUACAGAAGAACAAAAAUGGAGCGCUUGAAAAAACAAUGAGGGCCUAAAUGUUGAUGCGAAUGUAUCUAUUCAACGUUGUUUUCUCCAAGAUAUCCAACAGACAAGAUACGAUAGCAUUCAGCUUCCCAAACAGUUCACUUUCAUUACUCCAAGAAACCACUUUCCUUUGACAGUUUACCUUGAAAGUCUCCCAUGUAGAAGCAGCAUCCUGGUCCACGUUCACAUUUCCACCGCCACCGCCAACUGCACUCACGUACUUCUGGAGGGCAACAGACUUGAGCUGCACCUGCACGCCAUCCUGAAGCGAAUCCGAUAGCCACAUCACGAGAAGGCAAAGCAAAAUGCACAGCACUAUAUAACAAUCAUUUGGGUCCGAGAACAAGAGAGAGGACCUACCAGCAUGUCCCCGUUUGGGAUGCCAUCAAACAAGGAAGGCUUGAUCCACCCCUCCACCACCAGCCAGCCUCCCAAGUUCACCGCCCUGACCUUGGUGAAGUCGUCCUUGUCUGCAAAGACAAAGCACAGCUUACCCACCACCGCCAAGACGGCAAGAACAACCGCAUCCAUUUAAGCAGUCCCCACUGAGCAAUUCUGACCUGACGAUGAAUGUGACAGUUGGAACACGCACAGAAGACCAAAGAUCAGGACGCCCGCGCGAGGGAGCGCCAUGUCGGCAAUACGUCGAACAGAUGGCGUGCGCGGGGGCUGGGGCAGGGGAGGAGGAAGUGGGGCUUGUAUAGAGCGAAAGGGACGGGAGAUUCCAAGCCCACCGGGGGCGGACACCGAGAGGGGUGCGGCAUGGCAUGGCUGGGGAGGCAGGGAAUCUCGCCUUUUGCGCAGUGCUGUUAUACCUUCCUUAUCGCCAAGUUCAUCCUAAGCAAUGGUGGAGACGCAAACGAGUGACGAGCACCGCCGCGCCACGCCGGCAGGCAGACGGCUCGCUUUCGCUUGGGCUGCUUUCUGCCGGUAGCUCGCGGCGGCGGUGCGUUGCUGUCAGGUACCUGACGCAGGUCGCCAUAUACUAUUCAGUAAACGGCAACGCAUCUUCAGUUAACGCUUCGCGACUAUCCGACGGCCGUCGUCGCUCCAUCAGCUGUUAGCGUCGCUCGGCGGCUGUGAUCGCUCGGACACUAUUUACUAUCCAGUUGUCGUAGUUACUGUGUCUGUCUUUUACCGUUGGGCUAAAUCCAGCCUCUAUUCCUGCCUUGGGAUGUCUUGGCCAUCACGAAUUGAUUGUUGUGGCACGAUUGGUACAUAUCGAGAAAUAAGGAUUCAGACGCUUACCGAACGCUCUCAGCGAUUAGCGAUUUCUGGCCGUUGGAUCAAUUUGCUUGAUGCGUUUCAGACCGUUCGAUCGAUGCGGUGAAAAAUUCUGGCCGUUGGAUCGCCCCCCGCGCCUGUAGCAAUGAAUAGUUACUGCCCUCUCCCGGUCUCUCUCACUUCGCGGACUCGUUCCGGUCUCGCUGCCGUGUGGGGUAACCAGCAGAUGGGGCCCGCAUGUCAUUUGCUUGGGCUGGGGCGCGUCCCGUGCGGCCCGUCGGCGCGGUCCAACGGUAAAAGAUCUCAUGCCACCGCCGAAAUUCCCGUCCCCCGCCGAGGGCAUUUUAGUCAUUUCGCGUCUAGGUCAACACUUGCCGUUUUGCGAUUCGCUGCUUCCUCCCCCCAAUGAGUGUAGGGUUCGAUCUCUCCUCACUCUCUUUCUUCCCCGCACGUCUCUCUCGGGAGAGAGCUGCCGCCGCCGCCAGUCAUCCUCCUCGCCUCUCCUCCUCCCCAUAGGCCCCCAUCAAGCUCGCGCUCACUGCUCUGGGUCGCGCGCCGCCGCGCCCCCGGUCAACUCUGCACGGGCCGCCUCCCUCCUCCUCCUCCCCAUCGGGAUCGGGCAGGAGGAGCGCAGGCUCGGCGCCGGCCCUCGCGAGUGAGGUAGGACGCGCGCAGGAGGGAGCGGCGGAGCAAGGUGGGGCCGGUGGUCUCUGUCAAUCUGCUGUUGUGGUUGCUAUUGUGGUCAUCGAUUUGCAGACUCGUCUGCUGUUGCCGGUGCCCUGACUUGCUCUGCUUUUAGACUAAUACGUCUAUAGAUUUAGAUACUUGAUGUUAUAUAUUGCUAAUUUGCAGGUAUAACUCAAACUUGAUAAUCUAUAGAUUUAGAUACUUGAUGUUAUAUAUUUUUCUCUGGUCUCCUGAAUGUUGGUGCUGAUUAAUACGUAGUAUUAAAUGUAUGCAUCUUUCUCAUUCUGAAAAUUUCCCUGCUUUCCUGACCAUCAAAUGUCUAUUGACCAUUGUUACUCUUGCCUGGAGUAGUCUGUUACACUUAUCAGGCCUAGGCAGGGCAUUCACACUACCGAAAAGUUUGGUUUCAGUAAGACUUAAUCUGGUAACCUAUUUUGUCCUUCUCUUCGCGGUUUGGGAGAGAUACCGCAGAGAAGACCACCAGAGAAAUGGUCGUCCCGGACCCAGACUAUCAUCGCUAUAAUUUGUGAGCUCUAGAGGUAGUAUAUAGAACAUCUCUAUUAUCUGGAAAUGUACUUCUAUGUCAAACUGAAAAAAGAUAUUUGUUGUCUGGUAAAAGGCAAGUUCUACAGGACGGCGGUUCGACCCGCAAUGUUGUAUGGCGCGGAGUGUUGGCCGACUAAAAGGCGACAUGUUCAACAGUUAGGUGUGGCGGAGAUGCGUAUGUUGAGAUGGAUGUGUGGCCACACGAGGAAGGAUCGAGUCCGGAAUGAUGAUAUACGAGAUAGAGUUGGGGUAGCACCAAUUGAGGAGAAGCUUGUCCAACAUCGUUUGAGAUGGUUUGGGCAUAUUCAGCGCAGGCCUCCAGAAGCUCCAGUGCAUAGCGGACGGCUAAAGCGUGCGGAGAAUGUCAAGAGAGGGCGGGGUCGACCGAUUUUGACAUGGGAGGAGUCCGUUAAGAGAGACCUGAAGGAUUGGAGUAUCGACAAAGAGCUAGCUAUGGACAGGGGUGCGUGGAAGCUUGCUAUCCAUGUGCCAGAGCCAUGAGUUGGUUGCGAGAUCUUAUGGGUUUCACCUCUAGCCUACCCCAACUUGUUUGGGACUAAAGGCUUUGUUGUUGUUGUUGUUGUUGUUGUUGUCUGGUAGGCCGGUAAUAUGUCCAUCCAUUAACCAGUACUUUGUCGUAAUGCAGGGAUAUAUGGUGUGUCUGCAUAUGCAUAAAAUGUUCUUGUCGCUGCACCUGUAGACCUACUGGGGCUGCUUCUCUUGUUUCAGGAUUGCAAAAAGGUGUCGGCUUGAGAUUGACCACAUCUGUUGUAUCUACCUGGAGGCCGGCUCUCUCAGUUCACUCAAGAGCAUCUUUGUUCCGCUGUAGAUGAAAAUGUAAGAUGCCAGAGCCACGACGUGAGUGCGUCUGCUUCCCCUUAGGAGGAAGUUGAAGGUGUUACCAUUCAUGGACAUGGAACAGAAGCUGCCCAGAUAUCUGCAGGUCACCUGCGCACGAUGUGUCCAUUUGAUUCAAAUUUUGAAACAUGAGAGCUGGAAAAGCAGAGGCUGGAUUACAAAAACGGCAGCAGACUGGAUGCUGAAGUUCAUCUAUCCUCCAUUGAUCCUUUGAUGUGUACACAUAUAGAAGCGCUGAAGACUGUUCGGUGACUGAUGUGAAGCAAAGUUCAAUGGCUCCUUCAGUGCUAUAUAGAGUUGGAUCAGCCAUUCCGCAGUCGAUGCAAUGUUCGAAGCACUAAGCAGAGGAACGCUAUUGCUGCUUUCGAAAUGCUAUUGGAUCUUAUAAAGAUUUUUGGACCUGUUAUUCAUUCAACAUUGUCAGCUAGCUCACCCAUUGGAGUAGAACUUCAAGCCGAACAGAGGUGCCAUGUUGUGGAUAACAAGGAGAUUAUCAAGGUGGAGCAGCGGUGAGUAUGGAGCCCAUAAUCAUCAGUUCAUCACCAUGAAGCAGAAGAAAUGGUAUAGCUUUGCCAUGCUGGACUUUGGGAGCCGCUGCUCCUCGGCAACAGGAGGUACAGCCGCUGCCACCACUCCUUCACAGCGACGCAGGCCAGCGACGAGGAGGCUCGCAAUGGUGGGGGACCCAUAACCAUCCGCCAGAGAGGAGAAAGGCAUACCCACCCCUUUUAAUGAUUGAAAUGCAGGUCCAGGGAAAACAUCUGCACUACUGUUGGGCCAAUUGAUGCUAGGUGUACAUUGAGAUGUUUCAGAAAUAGAUCCUUGAUGCCGAACAUAGUGCAAUGGUCCUCACAUCACAACACCCGAGCAAGGCUGGCAAGGCUUGCUCGCCAUGGCCUACCACAUCGGCGAGACGGGGCGAGCAUGUGAUCACCAUCAGCAGUUCCUUCGUCACAACACCUGAGCGAGCGAGAUGUUCAGACAAAGUUAUAUGUUACACUGCUAUUGACAUAUGUCAUAGAUGGACAGUACAUAUCGUUUCUCUCCAUGUUAUAAUUUCUGUGACCUCGGCAUUUGAAAGACAUGUCAUCCGAAUCGUCUAUCAUAACUGAACCAUUACUAUCACAAGCAUCUUACUUUUAGAAUUCAUAUGAUGGUUCAGUUAUCUAUAUUAUGUGUGCCAUUUGUUACCUCUGAAAUAUAUAUUAUGUGUGCCCUGUCAUGUUGGUUUA
Molecule: messenger RNA, 10203 nt
Organism: Triticum aestivum (bread wheat)
Lineage: Eukaryota; Viridiplantae; Streptophyta; Magnoliopsida; Poales; Poaceae
Product: chaperone protein dnaJ 1, mitochondrial
Exons: 29
Coding region: 290-1729 (479 amino acids)
Biological process (GO): protein refolding; response to heat
Cellular component (GO): cytoplasm
Molecular function (GO): heat shock protein binding; ATP binding
Source: RefSeq, a predicted model, not a curated record